UCUAGAAUGCAUUGUUUUAUAAUUUCAUGAUGACCCUUUUGAGAGUCGACAAGCACAAGCAUUUCAAACGUGUCGUGGUGUCAACGGCGAAGCGAUUCAAGAGCACCCAUCUCCACACCGACCAGGAGCCGACUGACGUUGCAAGUGUGUUAAGAUUCACCAAGGAAAAAUCGCGAAGACAGUGGUUCCGAGAGGUGGUGGAGCGUGGAGGGCUGACGAAAGCGUAUGAUAUUCCUGGUUGUUUUAUUAUGUGUCCGCCCAGUAUGUUCAUCUGGAAUAAAAUAAAAGGCAGAGUUACGGACGAAAUGCGCGGAAUUGGAGUGAAGUCAUGCUACUUCCCGUUAUUCGUAUUAAAACAAGUCCGGCCUGAGACGGUUUCGUCUGAGGAGUGUUUGCCUGGGGUAGUCACCAAAGCUGGGGAAUCGAAACUCAACGAGCUCGUGGAGACGCGUUUAGCAUGCGAUGAGACUGCGAGACGGUGCGCGUCGGACUGGAUACGCUCUCAUCGAAACCUGCCGUUGAAACUGAACCAUUGGGGUAACUCGAUUAGGUUCAAUUCCCGGUGGCGGCAUCUUCCUUUUCUCAAAUGCCGGGAGGUUCUUCAGCAGGAAGGAUAUGCUGUUCACGGAACUCUCGAGCAAACAGAGAUGUUCAUUACAGACCUUUUCACUAUUUACCGCAAGGUAUUCGAGGAACUCCUCGCUCUACCAACAGAGGAAGGUCAUUCGAAUAAUGGAGUAAAUCGAUGGCUUGAUGUUCGUGUUGGUGAUAAAGACACUAUACGAGUCUUGACGGUCGCGGUCCGUUACAAUGACAAUAUUUACUACGAAGAUAGUGAUGGCUCCCGAAAUAGCGCUCAUUCGAUUACUUGGUGCAUCGACUUUGGUGUGAUCGGCGCGAUGGUUAUGGUCCAUGGUGACAACAGGGGUCUGAUUAUCCCACCAAUUGUGGCGGAAACACAGGUUGUGAUUGUACCCGUACCCCCCUCUAGAGGAGUUGGCCCGACUCGAUGGGAGAUGGAGAUGGACGCAAUUGAAAAUGAGUGCAGGGUGAGCGGCGUAUGCGAUGAACAAAUUGACAAAACUCGUUACCAAUAUUCUCGCACUAACGAUGAAGAACUCCUCGCUGACGAGCUCCCACACACUACCACUACAGCCGGUGUUCUCAACUUCAAGUCUGAGACUUGGAGAGAGCAACUAGCAACACUCCGAGGUGUCGUCGAUGCGGCAUCUGGUUCCAAUUUGGAACUUCUAAACGAGAGAUUGUUGAGCUCAGUUCGCUUGAGGAAACGAGAGGUCGACCUCGAGAGGCGCGAGAUUCCUGUGAAGGAUCGGAUACUAUUGGAACUAGAGUCGGAACGAGAAUCUCUGAAGGAGAAGGUGAAAGGGGACAGAGUCCUUCACCGAGCCUGGGAGAACGGGAAUCACCUCACGAUAGGAGAGGAUAUUGCACGGACCUGCAUAGGAUAUGCAGCCCUCGGGAGGGCGGUCUCGUCAAGAGAGACACUCCUCUGGGAUCUCGAGAUUGAACGAGCCGGCGUACGGGAGAAGGCCCGCGCAUUGGCUGCUCGAGAGAACGAACUUGCUCAUUGGGAGAAGAGGAUUGAGGGGAAUAGACAGAACAUUCAGGAAAGGGAGGAAAAACUCCGUACUCUACGACAGCAGUUUGAAGAUCUUAAGAAUAAAGAGGUGGAGCUCGCUACUCUGAAAAUAAAAGCUGAAAUGGAAACUGAUCGGAGAGCUUUGAUUGAGCAGCAAAAUGAAGUCGACAAAUUGAGAGCUUGUCUGGAAACGGAGGAGGUUCGUCUUGGGACAGUACACAACACACAUCUGAGUACGGGGCAGCAGCUCUUGACCGCCGAGCGGGAAAGGGACGCCCUCGCAGUUCAAGUGGAGCAGUUGCAGGAAUCACUUGCAGAAGCUCGGAGACAGAGUCGGCUGUUGGAGACUACGAUCGAGAAUGAUCGAAGGGCUGUUGAAAAGAUGGAGCACGAGCUGUCGAUGACGAAUAUCAGACUUCAAGUCUGA
Molecule: messenger RNA, 2027 nt
Organism: Perkinsus marinus ATCC 50983
Lineage: Eukaryota; Perkinsozoa; Perkinsida; Perkinsidae
Product: prolyl-tRNA synthetase, putative
Exons: 18
Coding region: 27-2027 (666 amino acids)
Biological process (GO): prolyl-tRNA aminoacylation
Cellular component (GO): aminoacyl-tRNA synthetase multienzyme complex; cytoplasm
Molecular function (GO): ATP binding; proline-tRNA ligase activity
Source: RefSeq, a predicted model, not a curated record